CGCAGUUGUUCUGUCUACUUAACCUAUUGGGUUAAGUAGACUACAUUAUAAAAAAAAAUAUUUAUGUAAUCAAAAAAGUUCAAAAUUAAAAAGUUUAAGUCGAGAAUGAUUUUAAGGGCGAAAGAUAAAUUCGAAGUCAAAUUGAUUUUAAAGUUUCGGCUACGCGAUGUUUGGUUUGCCUCUUGAACUACAAAUAUUAUUCGUAAAUGUCUUAGGCCUGGUCAGCACCACUUUAAACUGGAACUGGUUCAAGUGGGACCAGCAGCUAGAGAAGAUCUCGAACGUCUCAGUUUCACAAUCCGACAAAUUGAAUGUAGAGAAUAUCGACUGGCUUAAGACGAUUCUAUCAUGGAUUGUCGUCACACGAUUUAUCAUCGAUCGCAUCUCGCUCCUCGCAUACGUGGCUAAUAUUUACACAGUAGUGACGCGAAGCCGGCAUAAUUUGCUCAUACUUUGGAUGGUACUCAGUUUUCUUAAAGAUAUUAUUCUGGAAGUCGUCGUGAUUAUCAUUACAUUCCUGUUAUGGCAUGCUACGAAGGAAAGCUUUCCAACAUCGCUCCUUGUUGAGUUCGUUGUAGAUAAAAUAAUAAGUCUGAGUGUUAUCUCGACCGGCAAGUGGUGCACGACCCUCAAAUGGUAUAUGCAGCUACAAAGGAUGGCAAAAAUCCGUAAAUUUACAAUAAUAGCGCGGAAAAGUAUCGCGAGUAUCGCUAAUAUGCCCGGCAGAGUUGGUCGUUCUCUGGACGAUGAGUGUCUUGGUAUAGCGAUAAUUAGACGAGGCAAGUAUGCGAGUCUAUUAAAUCUGGACAGGCACUCUGAGGAAUCUUUCAACAGAAUGAACGCGAAAUCCUUGUCGACCUUAACUGACGACACGAGUAGCACGAAUGGCGCGAACGGCGCGAACGGCGCGAAUGGCACGAACGAUUACAAUUCCAACGAUUUGAGCGUGGCUGAAAAAUCAAUGAGAAUGCUGAAUGUAACCGCGGAAGAUGUGAUGGAUGCGCGUGCCAGGAUACAAGAGCGAUCUUACUGGAACGAGCAAGAGACAAUUAAAACACCUGAAGUGAAAAAGGAUGUAAUAAAGCAACUUCCUUUGGAAAAGAACGAAGAAGAAACAAUCAAUUCAGCAAGAAACACACAGCUAACGGAGAAUAAUUUAGCAAAAAUUGUGAAUAGUACCUCGAGAAAAGAAGACAGUAUGGAGUGUAUUCCAGUGAAGAAAAAAGAAGAAAAAGGUAAUGGAGAAACUAUUCUGGUUGACGAGAAAGAACAGAUUUUGACCGAAAAUCAGAACGAUGUUUCGUUGAAAAGCGAAAACGUCACAUCUGACAAAGUGAAUCACGCGAAAUCAACGGAAUCUCAUGAUAUUUAUGAAUCGAAGAAGAAAAGGGAAGAGAAAAAGGAAGGAGUUGAAAAGAUCGUGCAGUGUCCUUCGUUCCAGAGUAUGAAUGCAAGAAACACAGAGGCUAAGCCAUGUGCCUCCCUCAUAAGAAAAUUAGAAGCGAAGUACUGUCCCGUUUCUGUAAACCGACGGAAGUGGAUCGAUAGAGUCGAUCGUAAAGAGUACCCUUAUGAAGUCAGCACACAAUUAACGCCAACUAGUUCAAGCACAAGUAAAAAAGAACGUUAUAAGAUCCUGAAAAUCUCAUGCGGGUGUCAUCGUGCUUUGCAUAACAAUUCGAAAAAUGGGAAACACGUGCGAUCAAUCGGUAUCAAUGGUAAAAACGUUGAUUUUGAUAUUAAUCGAAAAGAAUUUGAAUCUUUUAGACCUAUCGUCAAUAUGCAGAGAAGCAAGAUUGACAAAACCGCGUUUAAAUAUUCAGAAGUAUAUCGUUUAAAGAAGCAAAUUCAGAAAUGGGAAGAAUCUUACGGUAAGCACUCCCGGGGAAGUAAGUCUUUAGCUGAAACUGCACGUUCCUCGGCAUAUGCGAAAGAUGUCUUUGAUGCAUCUGAUAAGCUGUCUGUUGUAAAUUGUCGAAAGAGCGUUCAGACUGAAACUUAUGACGAGUCGAGGAUGAUGAGCGAUUCUAUGAGUGAACGACACAGAUUGAAAUACAAACAGAAACGAAGUAGACGACCGGUCAAUUUGCGUUCCGUUCACGAUGUGGCAUCAUUUAGAGAAAUGAAUUAUUCGGAGGCACGCGAAAUAAACAUGAAAGCUUUAGAAACCAAUAAUAAUUUUACGUUGGAAAAUAAAAGAGAAACGAAAGCGAAGAAAAGGCGAGAUCUGCUGCCGGCGAAUCGGAAACUAUCGAUCGAGCAACGCGAAGCGAUAGAGUUGAAAGCUUUAAAAGCUUAUAACGAGCUUACCUUGUCAGAGGAUAAGAGAGAAUUGGAAGUAAGAAAGGACCGAGAUUCAUCGUUGAAUCACAGACGAUUGACGAAGGAAUCCGAAGUACUAAAGAUGAAAGUUUUAAAAACUUAUAAUGAUUCCUUAUUGGAAGAUAAAAAGGAGAUGGAGAGAACUAGAACAUAUAAUUUGUCGCCAAGUUUCCAGCAAUCGAUUGAUGAACGGAGUACCUCGAGAGUUUGUAACAAACUUAAACAAUCGGGAAGCAAGAGAGAGCUGCGAACUAGGAGAAAACGCGAUUCAUCGAGAAAUGAAACGCUAUCGGAAUGUGAAAAAGUCGAGACUCCAGCGAGCGUCUCUAAUCGUCCUCCAAUAAGUAGUUGUGAGAAUACCAUGAUCUCCACACGUCAGAACAUACACAGCAAUUUUGGUUUAAACGAUCGUUACGCAAGACAGGCGCGUAUGUCGCUGAAUCUCUGGGAGAUUACGAGAAACAUCGAAUGGACCGUUCAUCCGCGGGGUAUUAUACUCAUCAAUAAGAAUCUACAAAGUCAAUAUCUAAAGAAUGAGAGAUUUCGCGAAAGCCAACAACGCGAUAUUGUUGAUGACAGCACUGCCAGCACGUUGCACAGCGCUUUCUUCUUUAAACCCGAGAUCGUAACGCGGGUCUUUCGUCGCGUUCAUAACCAGACGAGGAUCGACGAGUUCUUCUCGAGGUUUCCGACGUUCCUGCGGCAAGACUUCGACAUGGAGUUUGCCUGUCAAAUGAACAACGAGGUGGUCGUGCGCCAUUGGAACUCGCCGCUCGACUGCGAUCUCGAACGGAUGAUGGGAAACGAUCGAAACAAUCUUGAAGAGCAAUUCAACGUUAAUGACAAUAGCAAUACUACAAGCGAGCAUGAUCACGAUCUGUGUAUAAUAGUCAUUGAUCAGGAACAGGUUUCCAACGAAUCGCAAAUUGCGAUAGAAGAUUCGAUGACCGUCGAAACUCAGGAAAACAUUGAAAAUAUUCAAAUGACGAAUAUUUUGGUAUUCAAUGAAAAUCUUAAUCACGUGGAUAAUGCAACCAACGAUAAUUUGCCAAUUCAAUUGAUCACAGAUGCAUUAAGAAAUUUCAAUAUCGAGACAGAAGGAAGUAUACGCGAUGCUGCAUUGCCGAUCGAAGAGUGCGAAGACGUAAGUAAUGCGAAUGAAUGUAAUAAUUCUCAACCUCGAGAACUUAAGGUGGAUGAUAUAAAUUUCAACGAAGAAAACAAUAACGAGUCUGACAGAAUUUCUUCGCAUAAAAAUGCAGAAAUUGACGAUACAAUCCACAAAAUUGAGCAACUAUUGGAUUCAAACGAUAAUUGUCUAGAUAACAUAGCGCAACUACGUUAAAUGAUCAAAAAAGAGAAUCGGAAUCGAAUUUAAAAGAUACGAAUUAUACAAUUCCACAACUUUAUGAUAGAAUCCCACGAUGUCGGAGUAUCGAAAUUUCAAAAUUGGAGACCACGAUACCAGAUGGCACAAGAAAUCAGAACGAAAAUAAAGAUGAAGAAGCAAAUGAAUUUUUGGCAGAAGAAAUUUUCAAGGUGCAUUCAGACGAUGAGCUUCAGCAAAUCGAACUUUUUAAGCAAAACGCUAGUUUUUAUUAUAGAAAUGAUGAUCCAGGAACACCGGUUUCGUUUAACGACGGUAGUUUGAUGGAGGAAUUUUUAAACGAUCCCGUGCCACCUUUAAACUCUUCUUUCUCUUAAGGGAGAAAUUAGGUAUUCUCAACAACAUAUUCUCAAUAAUAAAAAUACGCGUUGUUAACUUACAACAUAGAUAUUUAGGUCCAUUUUCACAAGAUAAUUACCUAAAGAUUAAAGGUUACCAAGAAAUUCAUGAAUGAAUUUUAUUGAUAAAUCUCUUGGUAGCCUUUAAUCUUAAAGUAACUAUAUAUUAUGAAAACCGGCCUUUAGUCUUUAAAUAACAUUUUGUGUGUAGUCAUCAUGUAAAGUCAUCUAAAAAU
Molecule: messenger RNA, 4283 nt
Organism: Trachymyrmex septentrionalis
Lineage: Eukaryota; Metazoa; Arthropoda; Insecta; Hymenoptera; Formicidae
Exons: 5
Coding region: 167-3667 (1166 amino acids)
Source: RefSeq, a predicted model, not a curated record